AUGGAUCUAGGGACCCAGCUAGGCCUGCCGGUUAAGCAGGUCCAGGGAGAGUCUGGCUUGGCAUUUGGCAUUAGGGAUGACACUAAGGCUCCCUUUGUUUGGGAGAAAACAAGAUUAAUUGCUUUGAUUACCGACGUAAUUCGAUGGUUGGAGGAUGGUGAGCUAGCGAGGAACAAUAUAACGUGGAGAAGCAUUGGGAACCUUCUUCCUCCGGCACCCAUCCGA
Molecule: messenger RNA, 225 nt
Organism: Dovyalis caffra
Lineage: Eukaryota; Viridiplantae; Streptophyta; Magnoliopsida; Malpighiales; Salicaceae
Source: the annotation of a GenBank genome assembly